AUGAGGGCUCAAAAUAUUUUGCUAGACCAGUUCAGCUUUAUCACAACCCUCAAAUCUUGUGCCCGUGUAUUGGCUUUUUGGACCGGCUUUGGGGUUCAUUCAAUUGUUAUUCAAUUUGGGUUUGAUUUGUUUAUCAACGUAAGGAAUACCCUUUUGCACUUCUUUGGUGUUUGUGGAAGAAUUGAAGAUGCCCACCAACUGUUUGAUGACUUUCCUAAAGAAAGAGAUUCGGUGUCGUGGAACACCUUGAUGGGUGGUUAUCUUCAUGUAUCUCAGCAUGCUGUGGUUCUAAUUUUGUUCAGACAAUUGUGUAGGGAUGGCUCUGGUGUUGGUGUCACCACAAUGUUGAGUGCUUUGUCAGCUGUUACUGAUUUGGAUAAUCUUUUGGGAGGAGAGUCACUACAUGGGCAGUGCAUCAAGAUUGGGUUUUGCCUUGAUUUGAAUGUGGUCACUGCUUUAAUUGCAAUGUAUGGGAAAACUGGUUACAUCAAUUUAGGACGUAGAGUUUUUGAUGAAGUUCAUAUAAAGGAUAUUGUUCUAUGGAACUGUUUAAUGGAUGGGUAUGCUAAAAGUGGCCUGCUAGAAGAGUCAUUAGCUUUACUACAGUUAAUGAAACUGGGACGAGUGAAACCCAAUUCAUCUACACUGGCUGGGUUACUUUCAGCUUGUGCUGCCUCUGGAGCUUUGGCUGCAGGUGAGUGUGUCCAUGACUAUGUCAAGGAGCAGCAGUUGGUAUUGGAUGCAGUUCUUGGUACAGUGCUAGUGGAUAUGUAUUCUAAAUGUGGGUUACUGGGGAAGGCCAUUGAUAUUUUUGAUAGAAUGGAGACCAAAGAUGUGAAAUCUUGGACAGCCAUGAUAUUGGGAUACGGGUUCCAUGGGCAGGCGAAAAAUGCCAUUACACUUUUUUACAGGAUGGAGGAGGAAGGGUUUUGGCCUAAUGAAGUCACUUGCUUGGCUGUGUUGAGUGCUUGUAGCCAUAGAGGACUGGUGACGGAGGGAAUGGACUGUUUCGAGAGGAUGAUUCGAAAAUAUGGCUUGACACCUAAGCUCGAACACUAUGGCUGCAUGAUUGAUCUCUUGGGUCGUGGAGGGUUGCUAGAGGAAGCACAUAGACUAAUCAAGAGCUUGCCCAUUGAGGGUGAUGCCACUGCAUGGCGUGCAUUACUUGCAGCAUGCAGAGUUUAUGGAAACGUUGAUUUGGGGAAGUUGUCAACAGAUACAUAUGCCAUUGCUGGGAGAAUGUCAGAUCAAACGAGUGUGGUAGAGGCAAAGGAAGGGAACAUAGUCAGAGAGACUGAAUGGAGUCCAAUUGGAAUGAAGGAAGCUGGAUGUAGCUCUAUUGAGUUGAUUAAUAAGGGACCGGAGCAGAGCUGGGAACUUGGGAAUGCCAAUAAGGACCACACCAUAGGUGUACCAUAUGGAACAUCCUGUGCUUGA
Messenger RNA from Ilex paraguariensis (yerba mate), 1437 nucleotides. Lineage: Eukaryota; Viridiplantae; Streptophyta; Magnoliopsida; Aquifoliales; Aquifoliaceae. The record is from the annotation of a GenBank genome assembly.